Mus musculus (house mouse) is the source of this 1035-nucleotide messenger RNA. Its product is annotated as predicted gene, 54181. Lineage: Eukaryota; Metazoa; Chordata; Mammalia; Rodentia; Muridae. The record is from RefSeq and is a predicted model, not a curated record. The transcript has 2 exons. The coding region runs from base 14 to 580 and encodes 188 amino acids.
CGGAGCUCCCGAAAUGACCGCGGAAGGACAGGCCGCCAGCCUGGCCCCCAAGGCACUUGGCCCGCCAGUCUGGAGCUUGCAGGCACACUGCCUGCCACACCCCUCCCCUCCCGACCUUUUCCUCCUCCACCCAGAACGUUUCGGCACGUCCAGGCCGGAGGUACAAGGCGCCCAUUCAUCUACUCCUCAUAAACUAGGGCUGCAGCCGUCCGCUGUGGUCCCGGUGGCCUCAACCGCCCCGCGCCCUCCCAGCCCGGCCUCGGCGUCCCGCCAGCUUCCCCCAGCGCCCUCCGCUCACCCGCCGUGCGGCUCGGCCAGCUGCCCGCACUGGAGCCCCGGGCUCCGCGACGCCGGGAGACCCAGGCUGCCGAGCCCGUCGGCUCCGCCGCGUCCGCUGACCCGCAGCACCGCCGGCUCCCGCCGGCUCUGUGGCCCGGACCGCUUCGGUGAGGCCCAGGCGUUUCCGGGUUCCCGCGGUCCGGUCCGCCAAAGGAUCCGGCUUCCGCCUCGGCCCCGGCAAACGCCGUUCCCUGUUCGGCUCCGGGGGCCCCAGCUUCGCGCUUGCGGGACGCGUCCCUGAGGCGACCCCAACCGCGGCUGCUCCUCGCGCAGCUCCCGUGACAGUCUCACGGUCGCCGGAGAGUUUGAUAGGAAGGUGUCUCUCUCCCCACAGUCCUGCGGCAGAAAGUGGCGGGAUGAUCUGUCACUUAAGGAAGGGGACAAAGUCCUUUGGAUCAAAGAACUCUGAUGAGAACCGGGAGGCGGAUCUUGGCUCCUGAAAAUGACCACCACAACACAAGCUCGGAAAGAUCUGGAACAAGGUUUGCCUUCUCAGGGAAAGCUUCAAGUUUUGCACACAAGAAUUUGUAAAGCAACAGCAAGGGCUAAUUUGACAGCACUGGUAAGUCCUAACCAUUACAUACCCUCGUCCUUCAUGUUUCGGUCGAUCUGUGGACCGGCGUUCCUCUCUCGGAACUGGAUGCCCUGCAUGUGCCUCUGCAUAGCUUCCUGGAUGACUUCAAACAAAGGCUGGUC